Molecule: messenger RNA, 477 nt
Organism: Penicillium odoratum
Lineage: Eukaryota; Fungi; Ascomycota; Eurotiomycetes; Eurotiales; Aspergillaceae
Exons: 3
Coding region: 1-477 (158 amino acids)
Source: RefSeq, a predicted model, not a curated record
AUGACUCAUUUCUUAAGCGGGGAAUGGCGCCAAUCAGAGCAGCCCGCAUCCGUCGUUGAGAACCGCUCUGUGGAUGAGAGCCGGCGUCUAAGAGUUAUUGUGAUUGGAGCUGGGAUAUCUGGCAUUUUUUCCUGUAUUCGAUUCAUUCAAAAGGUUCCGAACCUCGACUUGUGUAUCUACGAUAAGAAUCCCGAUAUUGGUGGUACCUGGUAUGAGAACAAAUAUCCAGGUUGCGCAUGCGAUAUCCCUGCCCACACCUACCAAGCAAGCUUUGAGCCCAACAAAGAAUGGUCUUCCUUCUACGCCCCUGCUGCUGAGAUCCAUCAAUAUUGGCAGCAAGUUGUGAACAAAUACGGCUGUAGAAAGUACAUGAAGCUGAAGCAGAAAGUAUCGGCCGCAUUCUGGGAUGAGAUCGACGCUCAAUGGCGAUUAGAGUUUUGUGGAAGUUCCCUGUCAAGAUAUGACCCUCGCCAUUGA